Molecule: messenger RNA, 1843 nt
Organism: Scaptodrosophila lebanonensis
Lineage: Eukaryota; Metazoa; Arthropoda; Insecta; Diptera; Drosophilidae
Gene: SmydA-5
Product: SET domain-containing protein SmydA-8
Exons: 3
Coding region: 1-1764 (587 amino acids)
Molecular function (GO): protein binding
Source: RefSeq, a predicted model, not a curated record
AUGGUAAGACACUGGCUACAUACAUUGGUCGAUGACACAUUGAUGCCGAAGCAGCUUAACCUUUUAAAAAGCUCUAUUGAUCAUGGCUUGAGAAUCGGAAUGCUGAGCCACGACUGCCCCGUCUGCGGUGUGGCCGCCACGCGCGCCUGCACGCGCUGCAAAAUGGUCCGAUACUGCGAUGGGGAGCAUCAGAAACAGCAUUGGCCUCAGCAUAAAAAGAGCUGCAAGCCGUAUCGCGAGGCAGUAGAUGAGCAGCUGGGCCGCUACCUGGUAGCCACUCAGGACCUAAAGGCAAAGCAGAUUAUAUUUGUCGAGGACCCCAUUGUGGUGGGGCCCAAGUGGUAUCUGUCUAAAACAGAAAAAACUUCCAUUAUCGUGCCCUGUGUCGCUUGCUAUACGCCCUGUCGCCUUGGCAAGCAUUUGUGUCGCAGGUGCCGUUGGCCCGUCUGCAGUGCGAACUGCGUGCACGAGAGCCUGGAAUGCACAGUACUCAGUCUGGGUCAGGGACCAGCGGCCAAAUCGGAUACAAGGGGCUUGAGAAAUUAUUACCGCGAGGAUGCAUUACUGGUUCUUAAGUGCUUGUUGCUGCAGCGCCAGGCGCCGGAGCGCUGGGCAGCGCUGCUUCAGAUGCAAUCGCACGAAGAGGAGCGUAAGGGUACCGAACUGCACCAAGAGGUGGAGAAGCGGAUUGUAAGCUAUUUGCAUCGUAAUUUCCUGCACCGUCUCAAUCAGGUAGCUAAGCAUUGUAAAGAGCGCCUCAUAUCUGAAUACGAGCCAGAGCUGAUUCAUCGUAUUUGUGGAAUCAUUGAGACUAAUUAUAUGGUUAUCGAACUGGCCACUGGAGUGGAACUAAGCGGCCUGUUCCGCAACGCCUGCAUGAUGGAGCAUGACUGCCAGCCAAACUGCUACUUCCAAUUUGAUAAUCUCACGCAUCAGAUUGCUGUUCACGCUGGCUGUGACAUCAAGAAGGGCGAACACCUUAAAAUCACAUACACAAACAUUUUGUGGGGCACGCAUAUGCGACAGCAUCACCUUGGAAUGACUAAGCACUUCAACUGCCGUUGCGCGCGCUGCCUGGAUCCAACCGAGUUCGGCAGCUAUGUGAGUGCUUUGCGUUGCUUGGGCGAUGUCAAUAAGACGUGCACGGGCAUACAGCUUCCGAUUGAUCCGCUCAACGAACACACGCAAUGGAAGUGCGACACGUGCCCCAUGGUUGUAGAAACUGCUUAUGUGACCGGCUUGCAGACGCAUAUGUCCGACGACGUGGAAAAACUGCUGGCGGGUCGGCCGACGGCUAGUCAAGUGGAACUGCUACUGGCGCGCCUCUCGCAAAUGCUGCAUCCCAAUCAUUUUCAUAUUUUCAAUCUGAAGCACACGUUAAUCCAACUGUACGGCUAUGAGGUGGGUUUGGAGUUGGCGUCGCUAAGCGACGCGCAGCUAGAUCGCAAGUUGCGGCUGUGCGACGAAUUGUACGAUAUCUGCCAACGGCUAGACCCCCAUAGCAUCAAACUCGCCAUCUAUGUUACUGUUAUACUCAUUGAGAUGGCACACGCCCUGGAACAACAGGCGAACCGGCAAUCGGAGCAAACCCAGGCUUUGGUCAUUCUCGAAAAGGCUCGGGCUCGUUUGAUGGAGGCACAUGAAGUUCUAGAGAAGGAGCACGACUCGGUGGCAGGUAGAAAGUUGUACAUGAAGCUACAAAAAGAAGUCUUUGAGCUGGACAAGCUAAUGGUAGCGCAAAGUCAUGACCGCCACACAGCGUAGAUUAUAACCAAAAAAAAUAACAUUGAAUGUAUAUUUAAAACUAUAAUAAAUAUUACGCUGUAUUUUGAUUUGCAUACAA